CUGCGACGCUCAUCGGCUGCGGAGCGAACUAGUUUUGCCGAACUUGUUGGCUGAAGCAGGUGCGUGAUCAUCUGCUUCGUGUUGGAUCUGUCAUUUAUCGUCUUUUGCCAACGAAAUGGCGUCCCGUGCAUUGCUGCGACAAUGCGCGGAUGUAAUUAGCAAAAACAAUCCCGGAAUAAUCAGGUUGCUUUCAAGCAAGAACAAAGAAGUGGAAAGGACACAGAAGAUUAACUUAAUAAAACGCAAGAAUCUUGAGAAAAUGAUGCUUACAGAAGACGAGUUUAAUUACAUUCAAGCUUUAAAGAAUACUAUUGCUGUAUCUCCUAUCGAGGAUGUAGGUUACGUAUCUGGAGUUCCCGAGGAGCACAUCAAGACUCGUAAAGUACGGAUUUAUCAACCUGCUAAAAGUGCCAUGCAAUCAGGGACAAAUAACGUUCACUUUUGGCAAAUAGAUUUUGAUACACGUGAGCGUUGGGAGAACCCAUUGAUGGGAUGGACUUCCUCUGGGGAUCCCAUGUCGAACAUCAAAGUUGACUUCGCGACUUCGGAAGAGGCAAUCACACAUUGCAAAAAAAUGGGAUGGGACUAUUAUAUUCAGAAGCCGAAUGCAAAUCAACCGAAGCCUCGUACCUAUGGGGAGAACUUCUCUUGGAACAAACGUACUCGAGUUUCUACCAAAUAGUUCGUACACAGAAAUUUAUAGGCCAAUUAUUUGUAAUGUCAUAGUAACGGCGUGGCGUGCUGAUUGUAGUCAUGCUUGUAAAAAAUUCUAACAGAUGUAUCAUAUUGCAAAUAAAAAAAAAAUAUAUAUAUAUAUUUAACACGA
Dinoponera quadriceps is the source of this 826-nucleotide messenger RNA. RefSeq names its product NADH dehydrogenase [ubiquinone] iron-sulfur protein 4, mitochondrial (gene ND-18). The record is from RefSeq and is a predicted model, not a curated record. Bases 116 to 682 code for a protein of 188 amino acids. The transcript has 3 exons. Lineage: Eukaryota; Metazoa; Arthropoda; Insecta; Hymenoptera; Formicidae. Gene Ontology annotation, biological process: electron transport chain.